AUGAGGCUCCUUCUCCGCGGCCUGGCCCUCCUGGCUUCCCUGUUCCUGCUCCAGGCUGCAGCGUCUGCCACAAGGGGCCCCAGCCUGGACUUGGCUUUACUCUCCAGGGAGGUGGGCUGUGAUGGCCCCACACCUGUAGUGAAAUGCGACAUGCACAGCCCUUACCGCACCAUCACCGGGCACUGCAACAACAGGAGAGAGCCCACGCUGGGCGCCGCCAACAGGGCACUGGCACGCUGGCUGCCGGCCGAGUACGAGGACGGCCUCUCCCUCCCCUUUGGCUGGACACCCGGAAACGGACACUGGACACCCGGAAAUGGAAACUGGACACCCGGAAACGGCUUCCCUCUGCCGCAGGCCCGCGAGGUAUCCAACGAGAUCGCAGGCUAUCUGAGCGAGGAAGGUGUACUGGACCAGCACAGGUCUAUGCUGUUCGUGCAGUGGGGUCAGGUCGUGGACCACGACCUGAACUUUGCCCCCGACACCGAGCUGGGCAGCAGCGAGCUCUCCAAAGCUCAGUGCGAGGAGUCGUGCGUCCAGAGAGGCAACUGCUUCCCCAUCACGUUCCCGCCCAACGACCCCAAGGUGCAGACUCAAGGGCAGUGCAUGCCUUUCUUCCAGGCCGGGUUCGUCUGCCCCACUCCGCCCUUCCAGGCCCUGGCCAGAGAGCAGAUCAACGCUCUGACCUCCUUCCUGGACGCCAGCCUCGUGUACGGCCCCGAGCCCGGCCUGGCCAGCCGCCUGCGCAACCUCAGCAGCCCCCUGGGGCUCAUGGCCAUCAACCAGGAGGUCUCAGACCACGGGCUGCCCUACUUGCCCUUUGACAGCAAGAAGCCGAGCCCCUGCGAGGUCAUCAACGCCACUGCCCGCGUGCCCUGCUUCCUGGCGGGAGACUCCCGGGCCUCAGAGCAGACCCUGCUGGCUGCUUCUCACACCCUUCUUCUGCGGGAGCACAACCGGCUGGCAAGGGAACUGAAGACACUCAACCCGCGGUGGGGCGGGGAGAAGCUCUACCAGGAGGCCCGGAAAAUCCUGGGAGCCUUCAUUCAGAUCAUCACCUUUAGGGACUACUUACCCAUCGUGCUAGGUGACAAGAUGCAAACGUGGAUCCCCCCAUAUCGAGGCUACAACCAAUCUGUGGAUCCCCAAAUUUCCAAUGUCUUCACCUUUGCCUUCCGCUUCGGCCACUUGGAGGUGCCCCCUACCGUGUCCUGCCUGGAUGAGAAUUACCAGCCGUGGGGCCUGGAACCAGAACUCCCCCUGCACACCCUCUUCUUCAACACCUGGAGGAUGAUCCAAGACGGUGGACUUGAUCCUCUGGUGCGGGGCCUGCUGGCCAAGAAGGCCAAGUUGCCAAAUCAGGAUAAAAUGAUGACAGGAGAACUGCGCAACAGGCUUUUCCAGCCGACUCACAAGAUCCAUGGUUUUGAUCUGGCCGCCAUCAACAUACAGCGUUGUCGGGACCACGGGCAGCCUGGGUACAACUCCUGGAGGGGCUUUUGUAGCCUCUCGAAACCCCAGACCCUGGAGGAGCUGACUGCAGUGCUGAAGAACCCAGAGCUGGCCAAGAAGUUGCUGCAUCUCUACGGGACCCCAGACAACAUCGACAUCUGGGUGGGGGCCAUCGCGGAGCCCCUGGUAGAAAGGGGGUGGGUGGGACCGCUCCUGGCCUGCCUCUUGGGCAAGCAGUUCCAGCAGAUCCGCGACGGAGACAGGUUCUGGUGGGAAAACCCUGGGGUCUUCACGGAGAAGCAGCAGCAGUCUCUGCGGAGAGUGUCCUUCUCACGCCUGGUCUGUGACAACACCCGCAUCACCAAGGUCCCCCUGGACCCUUUCCAGGCCAACAGCUUCCCCCAAGGCUUUGUGGGCUGCUCAGCCAUCGACAAGCUGGACCUCACACCCUGGGCCUCCCUGGAGGAUUAGGGGCCUGGGCUCCCCCGCUCCUCAGUGUCAUCUCAAGCAGGUUCAACGGCCUGUCCCUGGGAGCCCUCUGCCCUGGCCCUGGCCCUCGUUUUCAGCUGGGCUUCUCUCCGCUCACCAGCCAACAGCUGGCCCAAGCCCCAGGGCAGACACUUGCAGCUCUUCCACUUGGUUCCUACCACAUCUACCCCCACCCUGCGGCCUGUGGAAAUCCUGCGCCCCCGAGACGCCCU
This is a messenger RNA of Lepus europaeus (European hare), 2153 nucleotides long. It is a transcript of the gene LPO, whose product is annotated as lactoperoxidase. The record is from RefSeq and is a predicted model, not a curated record. The transcript is spliced from 11 exons. Gene Ontology annotation, biological process: response to oxidative stress. Gene Ontology annotation, molecular function: thiocyanate peroxidase activity; heme binding. NCBI's taxonomy places the organism in Eukaryota, Metazoa, Chordata, Mammalia, Lagomorpha, Leporidae. The coding region runs from base 1 to 1923 and encodes 640 amino acids.